Molecule: messenger RNA, 780 nt
Organism: Poecilia latipinna (sailfin molly)
Lineage: Eukaryota; Metazoa; Chordata; Actinopteri; Cyprinodontiformes; Poeciliidae
Product: integrin beta-like protein A
Exons: 5
Source: RefSeq, a predicted model, not a curated record
ACACCUGGAUAAACAACAGAAACAGCGUUACAUCUGGGCUCGCUCAGAUGUUUGUUGAAGAGAGAAAACGAUCCGACAUCAACAGACCAAACUCAUCACCAAAGACCGGCAUCCUUCCUCUUGUGAGAGUUCCCUCAAACUGUCAGAGAAAUAUCAGCUUGUUGACCUUUGACCCUGAUGGAGACAAGGUUCAAUGCAGAUAUGGAUCAAACAGCAACGAGUGCUACACCUGCACACCUCCGUCUGUCCUCAGUCUCUCAUCGUCUUGUUCUCUAUCAUUCAGUCCAACCAGCAGCAGCAAUGAAGGUUCAUAUGCAGUUCAGCUGAUGAUGGAGGAUUUUCCCAGACAGAUCAUCACUCUGACUCACUACUCUAGUGGAACGACGUCGAAAAGCUCCAGCAGUUCUAUGACCAGAAUCCCCGUCCAGUUUCUUUUCAAAGUGGAUCCUGCAGCUCCGUCCUGCACAGCAGGUGAAUAUCUGCCCAGGUUUCUGCCUCCAACUCCUGAACAUGGAGCUCAGUUCUUCAUAGACGUUAAUGAGAUGAUAGAAAUCAACAUCAGAGCAGAGGCGACUCAGUCUGAGAUCACUGAGCUCCUGUUCAGCGGACCGUUCAACAUGACCAAGAGUUCAUCUGGUUCAGGAUAUUUCACCCUGACAUGGACGCCGUCUUUCAGUCAAUAUGAUGAUGAAGAAAACCAUCCCAUCUGUUUUACUGUCCAGGCAAAGUCAGUAUCUGAUCUGAUCAGAAAUUUCAAAAGUUCUCAUAUUAUCUACUUGA